UUUGCAGCAGCCGCCGCCGCGGAGCGGGCCUGGGAUGCCAAGAUGGCGUCGGCGUCGGUUUUUCCUGGCGUGCGGCUCCUGACCAUUGGCGAUGCCAACGGCGAGAUUCAGCGGCACCAGGAGCAGCAGGCACUUCGUCUCGAGGCCCGUACUGGGCCGGACGCGGCUUGCCUCGCCCUUUAUAGCCAAGAUGAUGUUUGUGUGUUCAAGUGUUCUGUAUCAAAAGAGACGGAAUGCAGCCGAGUGGGCAAGCAGUCCUUCAUCAUUACACUGGGAUGUAAUAGUGUCCUUAUACAGUUUGCAACUCCAAGUGAUUUCUGCUCAUUUUAUAAUAUCUUGAAAAACUGCCGGGGCCACAACAUGGAGCAGUCAGUUUUCAGUGAGCGCACAGAAGAAUCAUCUGCAGUGCAAUACUUUCAGUUUUAUGGAUACUUGUCCCAGCAGCAAAAUAUGAUGCAGGAUUACGUCAGAACAGGCACAUACCAGAGAGCAAUCUUACAGAAUCACAGUGACUUUAAAGAUAAGAUUGUAUUAGAUGUUGGCUGUGGUUCUGGCAUCCUAUCAUUUUUUGCAGCACAGGCUGGAGCAAGAAAAAUCUAUGCAGUAGAAGCCAGCACAAUGGCUCAACAUGCAGAGGUUUUAGUGAAGAGUAACAACCUCACUGACCGGAUUGUGGUCAUUCCUGGGAAAGUGGAGGAGGUCUCACUUCCAGAGCAGGUGGACAUCAUUAUCUCUGAGCCAAUGGGUUAUAUGCUUUUCAAUGAACGAAUGCUGGAGAGUUACCUGCAUGCUAAGAAGUAUUUAAAGCCCAGUGGAAAUAUGUUUCCAACAAUUGGGGAUGUCCACCUAGCACCAUUCACAGAUGAGCAGCUCUACAUGGAACAAUUUACAAAAGCUAACUUUUGGUAUCAGCCGUCUUUCCAUGGGGUAGAUUUGUCAGCACUUCGUGGUGCAGCAGUAGAUGAAUAUUUCAGGCAGCCUGUGGUGGACACAUUUGAUAUUAGGAUUCUAAUGGCCAAAUCUGUUAAAUACACAGUGAAUUUCUUAGACGCCAAAGAAGCAGAUUUGCACAGGAUAGAAAUCCCAUUCAAAUUCCAUAUGCUGCAUUCAGGUCUAGUCCAUGGGUUGGCUUUCUGGUUUGAUGUAGCCUUCAUUGGUUCAAUAAUGACUGUUUGGCUUUCGACUGCUCCCACAGAACCUCUUACCCACUGGUACCAAGUUAGGUGUCUCUUUCAGUCUCCACUUUUUGCUAAGGCUGGUGACACCCUCUCAGGGACAUGCCUGCUCAUUGCCAACAAGAGGCAGAGUUAUGACAUCAGUAUUGUUGCUCAAGUGGAUCAGACAGGCUCCAAGUCCAGCAACUUGCUCGAUCUGAAAAACCCGUUUUUCAGGAUCAAGGUCAGUCCUGGAAGUGCUCCCUCAGUUCUGAGGCCAUCCAGGUGGUCUCAAAGAAAUGAGGAAGUGGACUGGAACUCCUCCCUUUUGUACUGGGAUGAACAGGAUGCUCCAUGCAGGUGCAGACUCCAUGUGUGUGAAUACGCUGAUGACCACUUAAAGAACGACAGUUUCAGGUACACAGGGACAACUCCUUCACCCCCACCAGGCUCACACUACACAUCUCCUUCAGAGAAUAUGUGGAACACAGGUGGCGCCUACAACAUGAGCACAGGAAUGGCUGUUGCUGGGAUGCCUACAGCCUAUGAUCUCAGCAGCGUGAUUGCUGGUGGCACCAAUGUUGGCCACAACAACCUUAUUCCUCUAGCAGCCAACACUGGGAUUGUCAAUCAUACCCAUUCCAGGAUGGGAUCCAUCAUGAGCACAGGGAUUGUCCAAGGCUCAUCUAGUGGCCAGAGUGCAGGAACAUCAAGUGCUCACUACCCUGUCAACAGUCAGUUCACCAUGGGAGGUCCAGCUAUUUCCAUGGCAUCUCCCAUGUCCAUCACCACCAACACAAUGCAUUAUGGGAGCUAAAAGACCCUCAGGCCUGAACUGACAGCACCAGGAAACCAAAUGAAGAAAAAAAUGCCUCCCUGCCCAUCUGCCUCCUGCACCUCAACAGUUUGGCAAUCACUUCUCUGGGUUUCUUCUAUCCCUCCCACUAGGCUCACCAGAGAUGUUGUGAUCCUUGUACAAUAGGAAACAACCUCAGUGGUUCUUUGAUAGCAGACUUCUAUACUUUUUUAUGAAAUGUUGGAACCUUCAACAUGCUCAACUAAGACUGAAUUCCUGUGCUCUGUGUCUUACAGCCGAUCAUGUCAUUAAUGGUAUCAUUCUUCAAUCUUCCAUGACUGAUCAGUAUUAGGCACAGACUGUAGAGCAGAACUGCAACAGGGUCUCUAGCAUGCUCUGGGCAGUCCAACAGCAGUAACUUGAGCCUUCGUUCAGUUCCCAGCAUUUUAAGCAAAGGGGCUGCAGCUGGCAGUAGAGUAGGCACAGAUGAAAAUCCAGCAGCACAUCCUUCAUAUCCAUGUUGAUUUCUCAGUCUCUGGGCUAGUGUUUGCUUUGCUAAGACUUAAGAGGUGCCUCCCCUCCUGGGAGGGAAUGGUAAAGCCCAAUACCUCCAGGCUGUUUGGAAAUUGCCAACAUCUUACUGCUGUGGGUCUUGGGCCUUUGGAAGAACAUCUGAGAUGAACUGUUGUGCCACAAGCAUCUUAUCAGCAGGUCUGAUGAUUGCCUGUCUCUCAAAAAUAUUGAUGUAACAUCAAGGGGUUAAAAAAAUUUAAAACAUGAAUGUACCAAAAAUGGUUGCUGGCUGAAAGUGAACAAUUUGUGUAUCAGUUUCCUGUUGCUCAUCUUGAUGGCUGUGUCCUAUUCUGGCCUCAUUUUCUACUCUGUUCUCUACACUGUUGCAACUAUUGUUUCUAGUCCCUCUUUCUUUACUUGGGCAGGCAGUGGGUAUAGGGUGCCAAGUGGCUUAGUAUGUAGACUUGCCUGUUCCCUGUAGUAGCCACCAGGGACUCUAGAUGGUUCUGGCCUCUCUUAUGAAAGCCCUUUGUAGUAUUUGUAUGUGUAACUGUAACCAUUUAUGGUAUUUUUCUUUCUUUUUUUCCUUUUGAAGAGCCAUUAGCUGGCUUUUUUAAAAGGACUUGGCAGGGACCCAUUUUAUGGAGGAAAAAAGUGUGUUUUACUUAGGCAGUUUCCUGUGGCUCCCAACAUGGACUUACUGGGCUGAAUUUGGGGGAAGGAGGGGAGGGACUUGUGGGGAAGCUCCAUAGUGGAUGAAUUGUAGGGUCUACACAGCCAAUUGUUAGGUCUGGCUAAUCAAUGACUUUGUGACUGUUGAAUAAAACUGGGAGGGUUUUGAAGA
Molecule: messenger RNA, 3307 nt
Organism: Varanus komodoensis (Komodo dragon)
Lineage: Eukaryota; Metazoa; Chordata; Lepidosauria; Squamata; Varanidae
Gene: CARM1
Product: coactivator associated arginine methyltransferase 1
Exons: 17
Coding region: 43-1971 (642 amino acids)
Biological process (GO): peptidyl-arginine methylation
Molecular function (GO): protein-arginine N-methyltransferase activity
Source: RefSeq, a predicted model, not a curated record